Molecule: messenger RNA, 853 nt
Organism: Marchantia polymorpha subsp. ruderalis
Lineage: Eukaryota; Viridiplantae; Streptophyta; Marchantiopsida; Marchantiales; Marchantiaceae
Source: the annotation of a GenBank genome assembly
ACAUCUCGGGUGAGAGAGAAAAGCACUGAGAUGGAAUUAGGCAGGACGAACUUCGGGUUUUUUAUUCAAGACUUCUCGAGGACAGAAGACUGGAAUGCUUUCUCGAAUAAAUGUAUCAACUUAUUUUCUACGAGAAAGCAUGUUCGCUUCUUCUUCUCACUCGUAUUUCUUUCGGGGAUUUGUUUCGGGGCCACGCUAGGGAUGCAGAAGAAUUGUAGAAUGGAAGGCUGAAGCGUAUGUGAGUGCCGCACGUGCAGAACGAAAGUGAGGACUUACUGAGCGGCAGUGUACAGGGGCUCAGGCUCGUAGCCGUGGUUAAGGAACAAAGAAAAAUCUCUUUUGAACGACGAUGCGUAAAUCUAGUGACCACUAUCUUCGCACGUGUUGAAUAACAGCUCAGGAGUUUAUCAUGAGAGGGAGAAGUACAUGCUCAAGAAUGUGGAAUGUACUUGUGCAACAAUCAUAAAAUCUGCACCUGAACUUGCCCGGAAAAUAUAGGGCGACCUUCUCCGUGUUUCUGCUCCCUAGCUAACGUUAGUUCACUCGAUGCUCGCUGAAAAGCCAGAAAGGGAGAGUGUCGCGACGCAUUGUGUCGGCGGGCGUCGCGGGCUUGUCACGCGCGCCAACGCACCAGCGGCCGUUACAAUUUCCAGCCUUGGACUACAAGAUCCAGCCUUUAGACCUUAACCCGGCCCUCUUUAUUGUACAUCGCUCCAUCCAAUUAUCGUCAUAUCGCUCUCAUCCACAGUCUGGCCCGUUGAAGACUCAUGGGCAGAUGCAAGAGUUUUUUCUACAGCGUGUGAGACUUGUACUUUGCGCCACAUUCCUAUUAUCUCAGUCGAAGCAUGUGCAG